This is a messenger RNA of Cololabis saira (Pacific saury), 888 nucleotides long. RefSeq names its product tripartite motif-containing protein 29-like. Lineage: Eukaryota; Metazoa; Chordata; Actinopteri; Beloniformes; Belonidae. The record is from RefSeq and is a predicted model, not a curated record. Bases 1 to 888 code for a protein of 295 amino acids. The transcript has a single exon. Gene Ontology annotation, molecular function: zinc ion binding.
AUGGUUUCUGAGUUCAGACGGGAAGCUCAACAGAAAUCCAGCAGCAGCAGCUCAGAGCAACAAGCUGCAGAACCAGGAGAAGUUCCCUGUGACGUCUGCACUGGAACCAGACUGAAGGCCCUGAAGUCCUGCCUGGUGUGUCUGCUGUCCUACUGUGAGACUCACCUGGAGCCUCAUCUGACAAUGUCAGGUCUGAAAAGACAUCAGCUGGUGGAGCCUGUGGAGAACCUGGAGGACAGGAUUUGUACGAAGCACGAUAAACCUCUGGAGCUGUUCUGUAAGACCGACCAGACAUGUGUCUGCAUGCUCUGCUCUGUUUUAGACCACAAGAAUCAUGAGUUUGUUCCUCUGAGAGAAGAAUAUGAAGGAAAGAAGGCAGAUCUGGAGAAGACAGAGGCUGAGAUUCAGCAGAUGAUCCAGAAGAGACGACUGAAGAUUCAGGAGAUCAAAGAGUCUCUGAAGAUCAGUAACGAUGCUGCAGACAGAGAGAAAGCAGAAGGUGUUCAGGUCUUCACUGAUCUGAAGGAGUCUGUUGAGAGACGUCUGAAGGAGUUCAUGAAGGAGAUGGAAGACAAACAGAAAACUGCAGAGAAACAGGCUGAAGACUUCAUCAAAGAUCUGGAACAGGAAAUCUGUGAGCUGAAGAAGAGGAGCUCUGAGGUGGAGCAGCUCUCACGCUCUGAAGAUCACCUCCACCUCCUCCAAAGAUUCUCAUCCCUGAAAGAUGCUCUACCCACCAAGAACUGGACAGAGGUCAGAGUCCAUCCACCUUCAUAUGAGGGGACUGUGGUGAGAGCUGUGGACCAGCUGGAGAAGAACCUCAGAGAAAAGAUGAAGAAACUGUUUGAAGCUGAGCUGAGGAGGAUCCAAAGACUGAAUGGGAUGUAG